UUUGUUUGUUUUAAAGUCGUGGCUGCGUUCUAAGCUGCCUGAAUCAACCCUUUGCCGGGAGGAUUUGGUUCUGCGGAGCUGAGGGGGAUGCCCGUAGGGGUGCUGUGCUGGUGGGACAGUGCAGGGGCCUGGGUGGCUUCCAGCAUGGCCGUGCCAUCCAGCCGGCAGGAUCCACUGGAGGAUGUGGGCUCUGCCAAGGUGGGUGGUGGUCCCCUGACCGCUCUCCUGCCAUGCAGGAGAUGCUGCUGCUCUCCCCAAACUGGGGAGGGUGGCAGAGCCCUGCUGGGGGGCCCCAUGGCAGAGCUGGGUCUCCCUGCUUGUGCGGUGUGGAAGGGAACAGGGUCCCCCGCGGUCCUGCGGGAGCCCUUGGGGACGGCGUAACCCCCUGCCCCGUGUCCGUUCCCAUCGCACCGGGCAUGUUGGCCCCGGGGCUCCCUUCGCCUCGGUGUGCGCGGCCCCUUUAAGCUGCCGCCAUCUUUACUAGGGGCGCGGUGAAGCUGCCGCCAGGCUCUUCCGCCGCCGUCGUUCCCAUUGGGCCGUUCCCGCGGCGCUGCCCAUUGGUCGCCGGUGCCGCACUUCCGGCGCUCUCGGGCGCCUCCGCUUCCUUUUCCGGUCGGCCAUUUGCAGUGGCGGGAGGCCCCGGCAGCCAUGGCGCCCAGCCGCAAUGGCAUGAUCCUGAAGCCCCACUUCCACAAGGACUGGCAGCGGCGAGUGGCCACAUGGUUCAACCAGCCCGCCCGCAAGAUCCGCAGGAGGAAGGCCCGCCAGGCGAAGGCUCGUCGCAUCGCUCCCCGGCCCGUGGCUGGGCCCAUCCGGCCUAUAGUGAGGUGCCCUACUAUCAGAUACCACAAAAAAGUUCGUGCUGGCAGAGGCUUCAGCCUAGAAGAGCUUAAACUCGCUGGCAUUAACAAAAAGUUUGCCCGGACUAUUGGAAUCUCUGUGGAUCCCCGGCGACGUAACAAGUCUACCGAGUCCCUGCAAGCCAACGUGCAGAGGCUGAAGGAGUACCGCUCCAAACUUAUCCUCUUCCCAAGGAAGCCGGCUAUGCCUAAGAAGGGAGACAGCUCUGCUGAGGAACUCAAGAUGGCGACUCAGCUGACUGGACCAGUUAUGCCAAUCAAGAAUGUUUUCAAACGGGAGAAGGCCCGCGUUAUCUCAGAAGACGAGAAGAACUUCAAGGCCUUUGCCAGCCUGCGCAUGGCCCGGGCCAACGCCCGUCUCUUUGGGAUUCGUGCGAAACGCGCCAAAGAAGCGGCAGAGCAGGAUGUGGAGAAGAAGAAAUGAACUGUUCUCCCUAGAACUGUCAAUAAAAAAAAAAUAUAGAAAUAGGA
This is a messenger RNA of Haliaeetus leucocephalus (bald eagle), 1331 nucleotides long. It is a transcript of the gene RPL13, whose product is annotated as ribosomal protein L13. The transcript is spliced from 6 exons. Gene Ontology annotation, molecular function: structural constituent of ribosome; RNA binding. Bases 649 to 1284 code for a protein of 211 amino acids. Gene Ontology annotation, biological process: translation. NCBI's taxonomy places the organism in Eukaryota, Metazoa, Chordata, Aves, Accipitriformes, Accipitridae. The record is from RefSeq and is a predicted model, not a curated record. Gene Ontology annotation, cellular component: ribosome; cytosolic large ribosomal subunit.